AUGACGACCACUACGCAGUUGGACAUCAAGAUUCUAGAGGCCCGUCUCGUACGCAUUUUCGACAGCCUGAAGCCGAAUCAGGAUGUCUUUGUCCAGCUUGUCUGUGGCUUCGACGAUGGCAGUGAGAAGGUUGUUGGCCGGACAGAUGUUUGCAAGAACGGCAACCUCGCGCCCAGGUGGAACCAAAGGUUCCUGUGCAGCCGAAACCGUGGAAAGACGCUGAAAUUCAAGGUCCACAUUGACCAUGUGUGGCGCAGCCCCGUGUUGUGCGGGGAGGCCGAGUAUGAUUUGGACAACUUGUGGAGACGGGCCACUGCCCGGACGCAGGAGGUCCCGGUACCUCUCUUCAAGAAGGGAGAGCAGACGGGAAUCCUGAACAUUAGCAUUACGUUGCAGCCUGCGGGUGGCUACAGCGGCUCGCCUGCGCCUAUGACUUUGGAGCCUUUCUCACCUUCGGGCCCGGGUGGCUUCAGUCCAGGCAACGGGCACUGGAACUCACCGGACAGGCCUAUGGCGGUCAGCAACGGCCAUCCUGGUCAUGCAGUUGGACCAGACAGAUCUUUUCCACCAUCUCCGCAACCCUAUGCGGACGGCUUGGGCCUGCGCAAUUCACUCGCGUCUGCGCCACCUUUGGGGGCUCAGGUCAUGACUGUGAUGGAGCAGCCGGGUCAGGUGCGUGACCCUUUGCCACCCUUUGUGCAGUCUGGGCCUGGGGAGCAUCCGCAGCAGUUGCUGCCUUCGCGCGAUCUGUAUGAGCAACAGGGACACAGAGUCGGAGCCCACGCAACAGUCCCAGCACCACAGACAGCGCCAGCAGCCAAUGCAGCGUAUGCAGCAGCGCAAGCAGCUCAUACAGCGCAAGCGAUGCAGGCUGUGCAGGCUGCGCAGGCAGCACAGGCAGCGCAGCAGGCAGCACAGGCAGCGCAGGCAGCGCAGGCAGCGCAGGCAGCGCAGGCAGCGCAGGCAGCGCAUGCGGCACAAGCAGCGCAGGCAGCGCAUGCAGCACAAGCAGCGCCAACAACGCUCGGCACACGGGCACCGCAAGUUGCUCAAGCAGCACCAGCAGCGCAAACGCAGGCAGCACAAGCACAGGCAGCGCAAGCAGCGCUGGCUGUGCAAGCACCGCCGUCACAGUACCCGCAGGGGGCCUCUGUGCACCGCAGCUUCAACCCUCCGACGAACCUAUCUUCAGAGCCUUUCCCGCCACAACGGCUGGUCCCACCAGCUGCUGCUGAGGUGAGGGGCGUAUCUUGUGGUUGGUGUAGGGGAGAUCGAUCUCCACAGGGACUGCAAGCUCCUGCGCCCGUCCCGGGCAGCCCCAGCGCAGGUAGUGAUGCCGAUGGCCCGUCAAGGGGUCAGUCUGGACAGUGGUGGAACUCCUUCAUCGAUCGAGGUUAA
This is a messenger RNA of Symbiodinium pilosum, 1398 nucleotides long. The record is from the annotation of a GenBank genome assembly. NCBI's taxonomy places the organism in Eukaryota, Dinophyceae, Suessiales, Symbiodiniaceae.